UCUGUGUGUCUCUGUGUCUGUGUGUGUGUGUGUGUGUGUGUGUGUGUGUGUGUGUGUGUGUGUGUGUGUCUGUCCUUUCCCCGAAUACUCCCGCUGUGUCUUACUCUUUCUCUGAGCCAGAGAUGAGACUGCCUUACCUGUCCAUCCUGUGUCCGCCAAAGAGUGUGUGUGUGUGUGUGUGUGUGUGUGUGUGUGUGCACUGGCUGGUGAGGUAACAGGAUCGAGUCCAAUUGGAUUUCCAACCUAACUGGGACUUUGACUUGAUGAAAAGCAAAUCAAUGACUUCAGUAUCUUACUUCUGUUGAGAAACACAAAAAUGAUUGGGCGAAGCUUUUUCGUUGUAGAGGCAGCUUCUAUGUGAAAUCACAUUAUUUGAUUAGCAGGUCUUAUGGUGACCUGUUCUUGAAGGCGUUGCAGCGCUCCCUGACUCCAGCUCACGCCUGUCACAGAGCCCACGGACCCCUCCCAGUGGGCCCGGUCCCUGCCCGUGUCGGGAGCGCUCGUGCUUUAUGGCUUCAGCUGGGUGAAUUUGGCUUUAAUGGAAACUCCAGCAGCAUCCUAAGGCUGGUAUAGAUGGGCCCGCUGAUGUACUGCACACGGGAGUAGUAGCACUAGUAAUAGCUUGGCACCAGAGCCAUCAUGGAGUGCCACUAAACCACACGACAGUGAACAGGCUCCUCCCAAUGCUACCGUUACCCGUUUACUAAACUAAACACCUGAUAACCGGCACACAGUGAAGGAAAGUCAACAUUAAAGUGAUUAUUAAUAAAAAAAAUUAUGAUAACAAAAACCACACACGCCCUUUUCAUACUUUCUAAAAUACACCUGAAAAUUUGUAACUUUGACAUGAUUAUUGACGCACCAUGAAAGCACACGUGUAGAUGACCAUGAUAUAUGUAUAUAUGUAUAUCUUUAUAUCUUCAUUAGCUCUGUGGUGGCUGUUCAUUUUUUAUAAUGAUGGAUAUAUAUAUAUAUGCUUAAAGAUUUAAAAGCAGGUGUGGGUGUGCAGCAAGCAAGCAUAUGUACAGAUGAUUGCUUUAUAACAUCAUUGCGCUGUCUCAAGCAUUCCUUUACUUGUGAGUGUGUUUGCGUGGGCAUAUGUGUGUGUGUGUGUGUCUGUGCGGCGUAAAGUGCAGUACGCACACAGGUGAUUGUAGCAAAAAGAAAAAUGUGAAACAUUCAGGUCAAACCUUUACUGAUAGAUGCCAACGUCCAGGUUGCGUGUAUGCAAAAAAGUGAUUGUUGUCAUUGGCCACUAGGUGGCACCAUAUCAUUUGUUAAACAUUUCAAUCUAAUCCAACUUUUACUCUUUCUUUCAAGCCCGCCUAAGUAUUCAGCCAUUAUUUCGAACCAUUUCUUUAUUCUUGAAAGGAAGACUAUGGCAUUUGUCACAGUGCAGAAUUUGGUUCCGACAGCCUGUUUUUCAGUUUUGCUUUUCUUGAGAUGAUUCGGAACUCAUGCCAUUGGCUAUAAUGUGAUCAUUGUUCUUGUGAUGAUACCAAGUCCCAUAGCAGGCAAUGUCAGAGGGACUGUCUGUCUUUACAAACUGCCCUGAGGUGAAACAACGAGAGUUAACUAAUUGUUUUCACGCACUUGUAUUUGAGAUGAUCUAUUCCUUGUUUGUUCCGUAGUGUUCAGAGGACCAGUGGGCACACUGCAUUUGUACUUUCAGUAGGCUCAGGCAGAAACAUCUCACCAAUGUUACGUUGAAAUGAAAAGAAAUAAACAAAGUUGACAAAUUAACAAUGCUGUCCAGUUUUUAAUAUGAUCCAUACGACAUAGUUGUGUUUUUCUAUUUAGUACAUCAUUUACAGAUUAAGCUGCACCAAGAGCCGUUUCGAGCCGUACACAUUUAAUAAAGUGAACUAGCCUACGCUGUUGCGUACCGUAACAAACACCAGAACUGACUGCUGCAUUCGCAGUGUCUGAAGAGGUGUGCCCCUGCAUUCAGCGCAUGCGUAUUGGCUCUCAAACUGAAAGAAGUGUAUUUCCUCUCCUUUGGAAGGCCUGGAAUACUUCUGACACAGCAUUCGUGUAUAAACCCCUGCGCACGAGCUGUUGCUUCUCUGCGUCGCCGGUACAUUUGAUGCCCGAGGGGCUAACUGAAGUCAUUCUCGCCGUCUCAUCUCCCAACUGCUCUUCUGGCAGUGAUCGCAUUUCCGCUGGGCGCUGGUAAUAAGCUCUUUUUCUUUUGCAACUGCAAUGUUGCAAUGUUUUCUAGCUCAUCCCAAUUAUACGUUUUAUUUAUGCUUUUUUGUGUGUAAGAGUCGCGUUUAAUGCCUUACACGUAACGGUAAGGGCAAAUAUCUUUAGGCUUAGUUGCUGUGACAGUUUUAUGUAUAUUAGCGGAUCGUUAAGGCGUGAGGAACUGACCACAUCCGCACGAGAGCAGCUCACAAUUGCCAAAGUUAUCGAGCUCCUCUCCGCAAAUGGACGCACUGAAAGCCAAAAAGAACACUAGUGCAAGACUGGACUGAGCCCGUGUCACCUCCCUCACAAGCUGAACAUCAACAACAGAGCUCUGCGGAUCCAAAGUGGACUCAGUGAAGUAGCAAGUCUGAUGCUACCACGUCAGUUCCUGUAAGUCUGUAAGAGGACAUCCCCCCCCCCCACCCCCCGCCCCGCCCGCUGUCCAUCUCAACAUGUCCAGUCCACAGACAAUAUGGCCGCCAGGCGCUGAGUGUGUGGCCAAGUACAACUUCAAGGCCACCACAGAGCAGGACCUGCCCCUCUGCAAGGGAGACGUCCUCACCAUCAUCAGCGUCACCAAGGACCCAAACUGGUACAAGGCCAAGAACGUGGGCGGGCAGGAGGGCACCAUCCCAGCCAACUACGUCCAGAGGAGGGAGGGAGUGAAAUCAGGAGGAAAACUCAGUCUGAUGCCAUGGUUCCACGGGAAGAUCACGCGGGAGCAGGCUGAGGGCCUGCUGCACCCCCCGGAGACGGGGCUGUUCCUGGUGCGCGAGAGCACCAACUACCCCGGCGACUACACGCUCUGCGUCAGCUGCGAGGGCAAGGUGGAGCACUACCGGAUCAUAUACCACAAGGGCAAGCUCAGCAUCGACGAGGAGGAGUUCUUCGAGAACCUCAUGCAGCUCGUGGAGGUGAGUUUUAUACGUGUGUGUGUGUGUGUGAGAGCUAUCGUUCAGCAGUGAUGCCCAUUGCAGUUC
Clupea harengus (Atlantic herring) is the source of this 3170-nucleotide messenger RNA. RefSeq names its product tyrosine-protein kinase CSK-like. Gene Ontology annotation, molecular function: ATP binding; protein binding; protein tyrosine kinase activity. NCBI's taxonomy places the organism in Eukaryota, Metazoa, Chordata, Actinopteri, Clupeiformes, Clupeidae. Bases 2643 to 3155 code for a protein of 170 amino acids. The transcript is spliced from 5 exons. The record is from RefSeq and is a predicted model, not a curated record. Gene Ontology annotation, biological process: protein phosphorylation.